UGCCGGCAUCGAACUGGUAGGAGUGGGAUGGAUUGAGGUUCCCCUCCCCUGGCAACUUCAGUCGAAAGCGCUCUUGAGCUGCUUGGUGAGUCGUCUUGUCUUUUUGGAGGUUCAGCAACAGCCCCCACCAUGCCAUGGCCCCGUCCCAGUGCCAGGCAGCAGACCCAUCUGGCAGCAGGUCCCCUUGCACUCUAUUUUGUGCACAACCAGUGGCUUUCAGAGUGAUGUGACAAAGUAGAGUGGGUGCCACCACCCAAGUUCCCUACAAGCAGGGUGAAGCCGUCACCCCUGGGCACGUGAAAAGCUGCCUGGAGAACAGAGAGGUGGGACGCAAAGCCCAGCACCUGCCGUCCUCCAUUUACCAGUUGAGCAAUCGAGGCAAUGCAUGCCCUGCAAACAUCUCCACCCUGAAACCCAUUGGCAGCACGACAAAUCUGGGCAAGCAGCGCCUGUAAGGAGCCAGACCUCUUCCCUCAUCACAGAACGCAGCCUGGCCACCCAGAGCAUGGCCACUGGUCUGUGGCUGGUGUCCCCAAGGUACAUCCCACCGGGCUGGAGGUGCACGUGGUGCUGCUGACCCAGGAGGGCUCUGAGCACCCCAUCGCAGGAAGAUAGAGCCUCUUCCAGCGGUGCAGAAGGCUCUUAUCACACACCCGCAGCUGGUCGAAGGGAGAGAAGAUGCGGCAGAUCCUGUGAUGCAAACAGGACGGGGGCAUGCAGGAACGUCAGCGGGGAAUUCCCAAAUUCAAGGGUUAAAUGAGGUCACGCGCCUGCCAGCAGGUUCAGGGCAUGGGAGGUCAUCACCAAGAGGAGGGGAGGUGGAGCUCCAGUGGCGUGGUCUCCACAGAGAGGCGAAGGUGCCGGAUUCCCAGCUGUGCUCUCCAGGCCAUCCAGCCCCUCUGGACUCUGAUCUGCCCCUUCGAACACGCUGGAAAGGCUGGUGCAAGCCCAGUCCAGCCGUGAGCUGAUGAGGAGGUCAGGGGAGUGGAGAGCAGAUUGAACACCUUCGGACACAUCCAAACCCUCCUUUCCUGGAGUCAGCCUGCAGGGAACCCUGCCUCCCCUCCUGUUGGUUUUCUGCAGACCUGCUGGUAUCCAGGAUGGAGAGAGAAGAGAGGGAGACCCUGGCCAAUGAGGUGGAGGAGAUGAGUGGAAGAGCCAACAUGACCCUGGACCCAGAUACUGCCAACCCCUUCCUCAUCCUGGCUGGUGACCAGCGAGGCGUGGGACGGGGGGACAAGUGGACUUCGCUGCCCAACAACCCUGAGCGGUUCGACACGGAGCCGUGCGUGCUGGGCAGCCCGGGAUUCGCCGCGGGGAGGCACUGCUGGGACGUGGAGGUGGCUGAGGGGGGAGACUGGUGGGCUGCGGGGGUGGCCCAGGAUUCUGUCAGGAGGAAGGGGGUCCUCAGUUUCACCCCCCAGGAGGGGAUCUGGGCCGUGGGGCAGUGGUUUGGACAAUACCAUGCUUUCACGGACCCUGACUGGACCCCCCUGCGCCUUGCCUGCCUCCCCAGGGCCAUCCAGGUCUGCCUGGACUUCUCAGACAGGCAGGUGGCAUUUGCUGACGCUGAAAACAAAGCUCCAAUCUUUACUUUCUGCCUGGCUUCAUGUCCUGGGGAGAGGCUACGCCCGUGGCUCUGGGUGGGGAUGGACUCGUGGCUCAAGCUGUGCCCCUGACGUGGACGUACCGUUGGGGGAGGUGGGGUUGGAAGGAAGACUGGAAAGGUGAACACCAUCAUCUUGGGUCUUGAUGCUGGAAACUGGGAGGGUCCUGUGUGCUGCUGACUUCUCCUCACAUGGUUCCUCUGGCCACCAGUCGGGAGGACUGGUAGGUCUGGGAGAUGGAUGCCGCCAAAGAGCCUCCUUCAUCCCCUCCACCCCACAGCUGGGACUGCAGAGACAACAGGCAGCACAGAGGUUUGGCGCAUGGAGGAGCUCGGUGCCAGGUGGCCCCAAGGCAGAGAAGUGGCAUUGAGUGCCACAGCACCGCAGAGCUGCUUUCUACAAGGCCAUGAAAAAAUACAGCAAGUUCAAACUCCUUAAAAGGUGCUGGAGUAGUAUCUCUGGCUUUUUUCUAUUAAGCUUAAUGAUUAAGUUAAAAAAAACCCACCAAAAACAACAAAAAAACCCACCAAAAAACCCACCAAAACCCAAACAUGGCUGGAUGCUGGAGCUCAUGAUAACACUUAUCUUCUCCAUACACCCAAGGCCUCUCCUUGCCUUACUUCCAGUUCUCGCUGACAUGUGCGUCAAGCACGCUUCUUACAGCAGAGCACUAGUAAAAGCCACAGGGGCAGCCAAGGAAAGGAAGCAAGAAAUUGGGAAGUGUCUGAAGCCCACAGGCGAGGCGAUUCCCACAGAUCUGCCGUCCUCUGAUCUCCCCCCAUCAAGGUCUCCUUUUCCUCAUAUAGGAUAGACUAGACUAGUUCAGGUGGAAGGGACCUACAACGAUCCUCUAGUCCAACUGCCUGACCAAAAGUUAAAGUUUAUUAUUAAGGACACUGUCCAAAUCCCUCUUGAACACUGACAGACUUGGGGCAUUGACCACCGCUGUUCCAGUGUCUGACCACCCUCUCCCCCCCCGCUAAAGAAAUAUCUCCUCACACCCAGUCUGAACCUCCCCUGGCACAGGUUUGAACCGUUCCCACGUGUCUCGUCCCUGGAUCCCAGGGAGAAGACAUCAGCACCUUCCUCUACCUGUCCCCUCCUCAGGAAGCCGCAGAGAGCCAUGAGGUCGCCCUUCAGCCUCCUCCUCUCCAAACCAGACAAACCCAGAGUGCUCAGCCGCUCCUCACAGGACAUGCCUUUCAGCUGUAGAUCUGCUCUGGAGAACUGGCAUUUUGGGGGAAUGUUCAAAGGACGUGCUAGACCUGGAAAAGGUGGUGGUGGUGGGUCCCCACUCCCAGGGACCUUGCUUUAUCCUCUCCUGCUCAGAGGAGAAGAAAAGGUGAAUGUAGGCAAACGGGAACAUUGCCUGGGCCCAGCCUAGAUUUCUUCUUCUCCAGCCACGUUGCUGGUUGGACCAUCUUAGUGCCAACUCGGUUGUCACCUUUGUGGUGGCAGCUGGGUAGAGGCAACAGCAUUGGUCUCCCCAGUCUACUCCAGUAGCUGGGAAGAGUUGCAGCACUGGGUCAGGCAGAGGUAUCCUGCCCUGGCACUAGGGGAUGGGCUCACCAACCCCUCUGGCGCUGUAUGGGGACAGGUGACAUCCCGUUGCACCUGGGCUCUGCACAUCUGUGGGACCAGCAAUCCAGCAAAGCAACCCAGGGCACCAUCCAAGAAGCCAAUCCCAAAAGCGGGGCCAACUCAUGCUCCUGGCAGAGCACAGAAGAAGGUCAAAUCCUGGUAGGAAUAGACAAGGUCUCCAACCUUCUGUCCACAUCUUGGUGCCAGCACGUCCUCAGCUCCUGGUGCCAAAGCUGACAUCGUGCCUGUGCAGGAGGGAGAGCUUACCCCCACCAGGGCCGUGGCUCUGCAUUUCCAGGAGCACGCUGGGAGGGAGGUGGACAUCCCACAGCUGAAGCACGAUGGCAGCUGGGUACGUGUCCGGAAGAGCUGGAAUCAAACCCUGCAGGAGCACCCAACUCAACAGGUCACCGUGGGCUUCUGGCCACAGGGCAAGGAGAAGGGGUGGGCUUCAUCCUUGAGCAAGCUAUGAUUUUCACAGAUGCUUUUUCACACACACCCCUUUCCAGAGGUUGUAUGAAACAUCCCAUGCAGAGCUUGUGUUUGUGGCAUCGUUUCUCUUCACUGUUCUUUGAAUCCUUCCCCUCUGCUCCAGCCCCCAACUCCCUUUCACAGUCAGCUUCUUCAACAGAAGCAGAUGGAGCCAAUGUGUUCAAAGCCCUUCUGAUCUCUUGGCAAGGUCUUGUGGGAUGGGGUUUUGUUUCACAUUUGUUCGACCAGCAUUUGAACUUCCGUUAUUUAUUAGUU
This is a messenger RNA of Grus americana (Whooping crane), 3935 nucleotides long. Its product is annotated as thaicobrin-like. The record is from RefSeq and is a predicted model, not a curated record. The transcript has 3 exons. Gene Ontology annotation, molecular function: protein binding. Lineage: Eukaryota; Metazoa; Chordata; Aves; Gruiformes; Gruidae. The coding region runs from base 1101 to 1679 and encodes 192 amino acids.